Messenger RNA from Paraphaeosphaeria sporulosa, 1215 nucleotides. RefSeq lists its product as uncharacterized. The transcript is spliced from 2 exons. The coding region runs from base 96 to 887 and encodes 263 amino acids. NCBI's taxonomy places the organism in Eukaryota, Fungi, Ascomycota, Dothideomycetes, Pleosporales, Didymosphaeriaceae. Gene Ontology annotation, biological process: DNA recombination. The record is from RefSeq and is a predicted model, not a curated record.
GGGCUUCCAGCGUACACCACUCCGACUCCCUUACAAGUUGUCGUCUCAGGCUUUCCUUCAGCACAACCCGAACCGUCAAUGUGCACAGCCUCACAAUGUCCACACCGCAAGCGAAGCGCCGCCGGCUGAACAAUGCUACUAAGACACUGCACAAGCCGUUCAAAUCACCCUUCCGCACACCGCUCAAGCCAACCAUCGGCUCCAGUCCACCCUCUUCAGAUUCCCCAGAUAUCGGCAGAACGCAGACCGCAUCGAACAGUGGCAUCGUCCAGGCGCGCCCGGUUUCGGUCCGGCCGAGCCCCGACCAUUCGACUACAAAUGCCAUGAAGCCGCUCCUGCCACGCCCUAGCAUCCCAACACCUACGCAUAGACCGCGCUCACGGAAAAAGGCGGCGCUUUCCAAACCAAGUCUGACGCGGGAGAUUGUCGACCUUCGCAACGAUAUUCAGACACUUUCACAAGCGCAUGCGCUCGCUACAUCAUCAAAGGACAGUGGCCUGCUCAUUCUCGUCGAGCGUUGGCGUACAGCGAGUCGUGCUGCAGCCGAGGAGCUGUUUGCUACGACCCAAGAUAGAGUGAACUGCAUGGGUGGCGUAGGCGCCUGGAAAGAUCGUGAAAGAGAGCAGAAAGAGUGGAAAAUCAAGGCUGAGAAAGAGGAGAUGGAGGCGGAAUGGGAGAGGCUUGAGGAAGCUAGAGAGAAUGGUCAAGUCAGUGAAGAUACGUACGAGCAGUGUGCUGACGCGGGAAUGGGCACCGAGCAAGAGGAAAAAGAGACGUUCAAAGCUGUAGACGACGAUUCUUUCACCAUGGACAUGAUGCUGAAGACGCUCAACAUUGAUCUCGAUCUGAUCGGCUACAACAAGGAGGCGCAGCGAUGGGACGGAUGAGGCAAAUCUGCGCAAUAUGCAUCACCCACAAAAAGCCAAGACAUGCACGCCCGCGCUCGGUGCUUGCCUCUUCCUUUUUCCGAAUGCUACAAUAUAUGCAUACCUACUACUAGACAUGCUUAUCUGCCACACUUCUACGAGGCCUUGGUCAGUUGCUAAGUCUCUCGUACCUGACCCUCGUUCACCUCCUUGCGACUACGAAUGGGUCCCACUAUUCUCCGAAGCUCACCACCUCAUAGAUGUUGAUGCAGCUUUGCUAGUUUGACAAUAUGCAUUACCAGAGGUACAAAGACAACAGUAAUAAAAUACAUCAUCUGUGAUGCACCAG